Messenger RNA from Asterias rubens (European starfish), 4023 nucleotides. Its product is annotated as ephrin type-A receptor 3-like. Gene Ontology annotation, cellular component: signaling receptor complex. Bases 381 to 3188 code for a protein of 935 amino acids. The transcript has 19 exons. Gene Ontology annotation, molecular function: ATP binding; transmembrane receptor protein tyrosine kinase activity. Gene Ontology annotation, biological process: protein phosphorylation; positive regulation of kinase activity; cell surface receptor protein tyrosine kinase signaling pathway. Lineage: Eukaryota; Metazoa; Echinodermata; Asteroidea; Forcipulatida; Asteriidae. The record is from RefSeq and is a predicted model, not a curated record.
GUCACAUUCAGUACCAUACCAUUUUAAUUUUUUCCCAAUUUUAUCACUUGAAUAGCCUUACACACAGUGCCGACGGGAUACAAUAGCCGCAUCGAUACCGAGUUUUCUAACCGUCGUGACGCGGAAGUACAUGAGCACAGUAAUAGUUCGUAAAAGUACCGCAGUUCGAGCUUAUUAAAAAAACAAAAAGGAGAUUUGGUUAUGCAUGUACGUAAAAUUAACCUUCCCUCCUCCAACGACCGUAGUUUUAGAGUCUUGCUGCAAAACACAUUGGACUUCAGGCAGGCCUAUAAAUAAAUAGGCUCUGCAAAUAAUGUUAUAAUCCUGACACGGUUACACGGAUUUGUUUCCAGAUUUCUUUAGCUGCAACGGAAGUAGUGAUGGUAGGCCUAUUCGUUUCUUUGGUCGCAAUACUAGGCCUAUGCAAUGGAGCAGCAUAUGUACCAUCAUGCCCUCCAGAAGAGGCAACUUUGACCCACCCUGAUGGCACAGGCAUCAUCGAGGUCUCAACAACCAGUGCCACUGCCCUAGUAUCUUAUUCCCUUUCAUAUGAUGAUCCAUUUGAAGCAGAAGUCUUAGAAUGCUAUCCAGGCGUAAGCCCAAACUAUCCAUGUCCUGCAAACAAUCGAUUUCCUAUCACGUUUUCUUACCCUGGCGGUGGUGAUGGCAAUCCACCCCCCAAAAUGAUCAAAGUGUUCUAUGAGGUCUGGAUUACUACCAUACCACUCGUGAGAAGUACUCCAUGCGAGUUUUAUGUGAGAGUUUUGGAUUCAGGCAAACCUGUAAUAGGAUGUCCUGCCAAUAUUGUGAUGCCGGGUGAUGAGCAAGGAUUCACCAUGAAGACUGUCAGUUGGACUACACCAGUCCCAACAGAUAAUUCCAAUGCUGCUAUUACCUUAACAUCUAGCAUCGACCCCAUCAUUUCACCCGCCAUGUUUCCUGUUGGUGUGCAUAAUAUCACCUACACUGCAAUGGACCAAUCGGGGAACGUUAAUGAGUGCACUUUCACUGUGACUAUCACAGACAACGAAGCUCCGAAUGUCACGUGUCCAACUGAUAAUAGUCCCAAUGUGGAUGCUUCAUUGGCUGGUGCCUAUGUGAUUUGGUCAGUUUCACCGAAUGCCACUGAUGUUGUUGAUGCUACAGUUAAUGCUGACAGCGUUGUUUGUGAAGAUCAUCUUGGCAACGUUGUGACUUCUGGUGAAUUUUUCCAAGACGGUCUAACAAAAGUGACUUGUAGAGCUAACGAUACUAGCCUAAAUGAAGGGUCCUGUUCUUUUUUCAUCAACGUUACAGAUACAGGCGAUCCUGUUAUAGAGUGUCCUGCCAAUAUUGUGAUGCUUGGAGAUGAGCAAGGAUUCACCAUGAAGACUGUCAGUUGGACUACACCAGUCCCAACAGAUAAUUCUAAUGCUGCUAUUACCUUAACAUCUAGCAUCGACCCCCUGACUCCACCAAUCAUGUUCCCCAUUGGGUUCCACCAAAUCACGUACACUGCAAUGGACCAAUCAGGGAACUCUGCAUCUUGUAGUUUCAACGUUACUAUCACAGAGCCUGUAGCACCAGCACCUCCAUCGGUACCCGAUGAUUUACUGAACUCAGUAACUGAAAGCUCAUUCAAGGUAGUAAUCGAACCCGUCAGCCAAAGAUAUGUACCAAUAAGCUGUUUGGAGUUAACUUUGGUGCAGCUCAACAGAAAUGCAGUAAUUGACGGCAAGGAUCCUGAUAUAAUGUACCACCCGGAUCAGCUCGGAACCUACCAGGAGGCACAGGAGUCAAUGACGCCUUACGUUGCUGUGGUGUUCACAGGAAAUGAAGUAACUAGCACUAUGGAGGUUGAGAUUGGAGUAGGGGGCACGACGUCCUGUGAUAGCCUUUCAAGGCGGAAACGAAGACAGUCGAAGCGGGAACAUAUUGGUGAUAAUGGCGCUCUGAGACCAAAUACAAAAUACACAGCUUUCUUGAGAGCUUAUAUUGUAUUGGAGAAUGGAAUGGAAGUUUAUUCUACUAGUCCACUGAUGCAAUCAAUUCAAACGGGGGAAACGCCAUCGAACAAUGUUGUAACCUUCGCAGUAAUCGGCAUAUUGAGUACGUUACUGAUAGUUGCUGUUGCUGUAAUUGUUUUAAGGUCAAAGGUGAAUCGCGAUUCACACACUACGCAAGACACUCGAGCAGUUGAUGCAACGGUGGAAAUGAAUCCAAUAGGUUAUGAAGUAAAGAUAGGUUCAAGUACGGAAGCUGCUGUUUACGAGGAUGUAGGACUGCCCUCAUGGGCUGUCCGAUGGGAGAUCCUCCGGUGCGAUCUUGACGUUGAUGAUACGGUACUGGGAAGGGGAAACUUUGGUGAGGUGAGAUCUGGGACUGUGGACCAAGGCGGCAAAAGGACCAAGUGUGCCAUCAAGAUAUUGAAGGGUCUAGCUUCCCCGAGUGACAGAAAGGAUUUUCUUGAGGAAUUUCGAACCAUGACCAAGAUUGGAUAUCAUCCUAAUAUCGUCUCGCUCAUAGGGGCUUGUCAAGAUCAAGAUGUGUUGUACGUAGCAUUGGAGUACCUUCCCAACGGUGACUUGCGUAAUCAUUUAAGAUCAUCCCGUCCGGACACCGAAUCUGAACCAUCUCUGACGUCAGACCAACUCAUCAAGUUUGCUCUUGACGUUGCCAUGGGAAUGGAACAUCUUGCAUCAUCAGCGGUGAUCCAUCGCGAUUUGGCCGCCAGAAAUAUCCUACUCGGCCGUGGAUUUGUGGCAAAAGUGGCAGAUUUUGGACUUUCCCGGGGAGAGGACAUCUAUGUUCAAACAUCAAUGAAACGCGUACCAACUCGCUGGUUAUCCAUCGAGUCUAUUCUGCACAAUGUUUACACAACUAAGAGCGAUGUGUGGUCCUUUGGCAUUCUCGUAUGGGAAAUCGCAACUUUGGGUGGCACCCCUUAUCCGUCUAUUAGAACCAAAGACUUGGCAAGUCACCUUACCGAUGGCUAUCGUAUGUCGAAACCCCAAAAUUGUGACGAAAAAAUAUACACGUUGAUGAUCCAAUGCUGGGAAGAAAAUCCAACCAACCGACCCUCCUUUUCUGACCUGGUGACUGUCCUGAGUGGAAUGAACGAAAGCCAGAUUAAACACACCUACAUGGCAUUCCAGCGACCUCACUACGAGAAUUUCAGCGUCAUCAGACCAGAGUUAGAUGACAACUAAAUAAUUAACUUCGCCCGUUGGAUUUCAACAACCAAGUCCAUCCAGGCAUAGAUGAUCAAGCAGAUGUUCAAAUCAUGUAAUUUGCUUGAGGUGGGGGAUUGUGGGCAUACGCAAGGGCUUAGCAUGAAAUGUUUUCCUUAUUAAUAAAAACAGGAUUCCUAACCAAAUUUUAUUUUGUUGCAUAUUUGGUGGUCCUGUUUUUAUUUAAGGAAGAAAUAUCUUGCUAAGCAAAUUUUUGUGCUUACAUGCUUUAUGAAAUUGGGCCCAGAUCAACUAGAGAUGUAGAGUCAAACACCGAUGUCCCAACAGCUUCAUUCCACUGCAUCCUCUAUACAACAUUUCCCUGCAUCCUCUAUACAUUUGUACAAUGUUUCCCUGCAUCCUCUAUACAAUGUUUCCCUGCAUCCUCUAUACAAUGUUUCCCUGCAUCCUCUAUACAAUGUUUCCCUGCAUCCUCUAUACAAUGUUUCCCUGCAUCCUCAAUACAAUGUUUCCCUGCAUCCUCUAUACAAUGUUUCCCUGCAUCCUCUAUACAAUGUUUCCCUGCAUCCUCUAUACAAUGUUUCCCUGCAUCCUCAAUACAAUGUUUCCCUGCAUCCUCUAUACAAUGUUUCCCUGCAUCCUCUAUACAAUGUUUCCCUGCAUCCUCAAUACAAUGUUUCCCUGCAUUCUCUAUACAAUGUUUCCCUGCAUCCUCUAUACAAUGUUUCCCUGCAUCCUCUAUACAAUGUUUCCCUGCAUCCUCAAUACAAUGUUUCCCUGCAUCCUCUAUACAAUGUUUCCCUGCAUCCUCUAUACAAUGUUUCCCUGCAUUCUCUAUACAAUGUUUCCCUGC